Molecule: messenger RNA, 1436 nt
Organism: Xenopus laevis (African clawed frog)
Lineage: Eukaryota; Metazoa; Chordata; Amphibia; Anura; Pipidae
Exons: 3
Coding region: 329-1132 (267 amino acids)
Source: RefSeq, a predicted model, not a curated record
UUAACUUAAAGGUGAACAACCCCUCUGGGGGGAACGGUAACCAUUUAAUGAUAUAUAAUAUACUGCAUGGCUUCCCGGGAACAAUUUUAGUCUGCAUUUCAGCUGCAGUUGUUUAGUUUCAAUGGGAUAGAAUGUGCCAGCCUUACUGGUGUUGUAUGGGGUAAGGAGUUAACUGAGAAGAGCUGAUUAAACAUGAAUGAGUUGCACUUACGCAGAGACAGCAGGAAGUAGAAACAGCACAACAAACAGAGAAUACUGUCCUGCCCUGGAGAUGCAAUUCCAAAUAGCAACUGAAUGUGGGACACAAAAUGCAGCCUGGGUGUAAGUAAUGUUUUCAAGAAACAACAAAAUCACUCCACUAACAGAACACAGUGCUACCGAUCUUCCGUCUGCUGGAAAUGCAUCUUUGGAAGGAAAACAGGUCAGCAGCUCCCUGUUUCAAGGUGUCCUAAAGAAGCAGCGUUACUGCCAAUGUGGAGCCAUAGGAUGCCAGCAGAGGAAUGGAACCAUUAAAACUGGCCAAAAUGCUGCUUCAAAUAACAGUUGUGUAAUACACACAUCAGCUGAAGUGCACAAACCAAUUCUACAGCUUUCUGGACUACAGAAUCCAUUAGCGAAUGGGAAUGUGAAUGUUUUCCGAUCAGAAUUCAGGCUGCUGGAAGCAAACCCGUUUUCCGGUGCCGACAUAUCUUCUGUACAAAAGGGUCUUUCACACUAUCCGCAACACAUGUUUCUAAAAGGUGAGCAGUGGAGCCGAACAGAUCCACCAAAGGAAACAGAAAGAUUUCAUGCAAAGCCUGAUAAGAAGAACAUUGUGAUCCCUCUUUGCCCAUCCUGCAACCAACGGACAGUGGAAGUAUUUCCAGUUGCAUAUACCAAUGCAGCGAUCCCGGUGGCAGGAAGUGAGCUGAACCCACCAAUGGCAAACACAGGGAAUCAAGAGCAACUUCUGAGUAUAAAUAAACAUACCAAAUCCUUCUUGCCUACUUGUGAAGACUUCCUCCAGUGUUUUGUCUGCACAUGUCCCCCCACAAAAGAGUUUCACCACUGCUAUGCCAUGUCCGUGAUCUGCUGUUUGGCAAUUAGCCUCACAAUAAUUAUUAUUACUGUAACAACUCUGCACAAUAAUUAACAGUUGUCUUCCAGGACAGAACAAGCUAUGUUUGGAUUCAUUUAUAACACAGCUUAAUGGGUAAAUCCAUUCUUGAAUUUCAGUUCUCCUCUAUAACUCAUACUUAAUUAACAGGACUCUAAUUACCACUGAUUAUUUUAGUCUAUUGAGAAAACCCUCAAGAUCUCCUUAAGUAAUAAACAGAAUUUGUAUAGUAUUUUGUUUAUUAAAUGAAGAAUUAAACUUACAGAGCUUAAAGGUGUUGUUCACCUUCCAACACUUUUUUCAGUGCAAUUCUUUUCAGAUUGUUCACCAGAAAUAAAUA